Messenger RNA from Anopheles coluzzii, 5157 nucleotides. RefSeq names its product protein hu-li tai shao (gene hts). NCBI's taxonomy places the organism in Eukaryota, Metazoa, Arthropoda, Insecta, Diptera, Culicidae. The record is from RefSeq and is a predicted model, not a curated record. Gene Ontology annotation, cellular component: postsynaptic density; cytoskeleton; plasma membrane. The transcript is spliced from 12 exons. Bases 237 to 2393 code for a protein of 718 amino acids. Gene Ontology annotation, molecular function: actin filament binding.
UGUAUGCGCGGCGCAGCGUUGGUGUUUGUUAGUCGUUUGCACUUGUUGUGUGUUCGAUUCUUUUGAACUCUCGCAAUCGUGUCAGAUUGCGUUAAACGGCUAGAUAAUCGAAUCUGAUCUCGAGUAGAAAUAGACAGUAGAGUACGGUUACAAAACCGAAUCAACAGUCAUCAUCCAUAGGGCUGGGCCAGGGCUGGGCCUACACCUCUAAUAACUAGCCAAGUGCAGAAAUCAAGAUGGCAACCGAAACCGAAACGGCAACAAUUCAUACAAAUGGAGGGCUGGAAACGGUAUCCGAAGAGGAGGGCAUGAAGCCGCGCCCGGCCGACAUCGAGGCGGACAUGCGAGAGAUGGAACGACGUAAGCGCGUGGAAUCAAUCAUGAACUCGCGCCUGUUCCGGGAGGAACUGGAACGAAUCGUGGACGGUCAGAUGCGCGAGGGAUCAUCGACCAUACUGCAACAACUUUCCGACAUCAUGGGCAUGCCGGCGGCUCGCAUUGGUAGCGUAUUCAAAAGCUCCAAUUGCGUAGUGCCGAUCAACGACAUUCGUGGCGUAGAGUCGAUGGGUUACGAAAAGGGGGAAAAGAUCCUUCGCUGCAAGCUUGCGGCCACAUUUAGGCUGAUGGAUCUGUUUGGCUGGACGCAAGGAAUCGCGUGCCAGAUAACGGCACGCCUCAAUGCCGACCAGGAACUGUUCCUCGUCAACCCCUACGGUAUGCUGUUUCAUGAGGUUACUGCUUCUUCGCUGAACAAGGUGAACAUGCAGGGGCAGAUCGUCGAACAUGGCACUACUAAUUUCGGGAUCAACAAUAAUCAGUUCACCCUCCACUCCGUUAUACAUGCUGCCAGACCGGACAUUCGUUGUGCAAUAUAUGUAGCUUACAGUGCCGUAACCGCCAUAUCGGCAUUAAAGCAAGGAUUGCAACCGCUCACGAAGCACACUGCCCUCUUGGGAGAAAUAGCCUUCCACACGUAUGCCGGAGCCUUGAACGAACCGGAAGAGAAGGAUAAACUGUUGCGCAGCCUGGGACCAGUUUCCAAGGUAUUGCUGCUUUCCAAUCACGGAGCGUUGUGUUGUGGAGAAACUAUUGAAGAAGCGUUCUAUCAUGUCACCCAUAUGGUGCAUGCCUGCGAAGCUCAGUUGAAAUUGUUGCCUGUUGGUUUGGAAAACUUGAUUUUGAUCCCGGAGGAAACCCGUAAAGCUAUCUACGAUGCUGCUCGCAAACCAUCGGGCGAGGGACAGGAGGCAGCAUCAGCUCAAACGGCGGAUAAUAAGGAGGGACAACUUACUAAGACCCCGAAGUGGCGUGUUGGGGGUUCCGAGUUUGAAGCCCUUAUGCGAAUGCUCGAUAACGCCGGCUUCCGUACCGGUUACAUCUUCCGCAAUCCGUUGAUAAAGGGCGAUGUUCCAAAACCACGCAACGACAUUGAGGUACCACCAGCUGUGUCAUCAUUAGGCUAUUUAAUCGAAGAAGAGGAGCUGUUCAAGCAAGGCAUUUGGCGUAAGGGUGAUCCGCGUAAGGUUGGAGAUCGCACUCGUUGGCUGAAUUCGCCUAAUGUGUACCAGAAGGUGGAGGUGCUAGAAACUGGUACACCAGACCCGAAGAAGAUUACCAAGUGGGUCGCCGAACCGUCUCCGACGCACUCGUCGACACCUGUUAAAAUCGAACAUGCCCAUCAGUUUGUGCCGACAAACACGAACCCGCGGGAAUUCAAAAGAAUUCAGCAACAGAUAAAAGAUAAUCGCCGAGCCGAUAAAAUAUCGGCUGGACCACAGUCCCACAUUCUGGAAGGAGUUUCGUGGGAUGAGGCAAACCGGCUGAAAGAUGCCAAUGUUUCGGCCGCUGGAGAUCAUGUAGUACUAAUGGGUGCCGCUUCUAAGGGUAUUAUUCAACGUGGCUACCAGCACAACGCCACUGUCUACAAGGCACCGUACGCGAAAAAUCCAUUCGACUCCGUAACUGACGACGAGCUGAACGAAUACAAAAAAACGGUCGAAAAGAAGCGACAUGGUGACGGCACGGACACUGAUUUCUCCGAAUCGGAAGCACUGAGCUCAUUGCAGAUCAGCGGCCCUGCCAAGGGCGCCUCGCUCGUCAGCCCGCCCAGCCAGUCGGAGCAGGAAGACACAACAGCAGAACAUCACGUCCUAAGAAUAGAAACUAAGCAAGCGCCCAAACCAAGCCAGCCAGAGGUGGUACUAAGCGAUGGCGAACAAGUACAAAAUGGCGAACAAUCCGAUGCACACAUGAGCACAUUUUCCCACAGCAGCAAAGAGUUGCAGGAUAUUUCAACCGAUGGAUCCCCCAAGAAGGACAAAAAGAAGAAGAAAGGAUUGCGAACGCCGUCGUUCUUGAAAAAGCGAAAGGACAAGAAACGCGUUGAGUCCUAAACACACUCGACCAACAUCACUAUGCAGGCAGCAGGAUAGAUUUUUUCAGCAAACCUUUUUCCUAAUCAAUUGGAAGUACAGCAGCGGGCGUACCCUCGCUUGUCAAAUUAGAACAAGGAGCAGAUGCAUCCAUCACACGAUUUCCUGAACGUGAGCCGAACCCCGCUCGACUCGAUACAAAUGCCCAUUAUUAUACCCUUGUAGUAUGUAAGUUUUUUCAAAAGAAAACAAAUUGUAUUUUGUUUUCUUGAGUUUAUUGUUUACAUUUUAUAUUCCCGUAUUGUUUGUUGAAGCCUAUUCUCCUUGAGCCUAGGAUUUAUAAAAAAAAAAAUACCGCUGACGCUAAGUAAUUCGAUGAUCGUAACGAAUGAUGAUUUAAACAGAGAAAACAGUUAAACUCUAGCCAAGGAGACAGUGUAAAAUGUAUGGACAAGUGCUGAUUAAAAGUAUACAGAUUUUGAGUUAGCAAACGUAAGUGAAUAUUAAUACUAUUUAUGUAUCGACGCAGUUUGCAGGAUUUAGUUACAUAUUUAUGUUUUUUUUUUGGGCAAUGAAUAAGAACAUCGCGAGUCAACCAAGGGUACAAAAAAUGACAAAUCGCACAUACUGUUUUGUUAUUUAGUAAGGGUCGGCAUUGAAUCGGUGUGGCAAUACUAUCAAAUAAUUCAAUUAUUGGAUAUUAAUGUCAAUGCAACCGGAAAACCAAUGGCUUUCGUCAACUGCUCUGCUCAUCUGUUUAUCAUCCUGCCGUAAAAUGUUAAUGCGAACAUGCAAUCGCCGAAAUGAUGUACGACGUUUUUUUUUUCUUUUUUAUUUAACUACUACAACAUUACUCAUUAACUGAAAUGUAGUCACUGAUCUAGCCUAAAAUCAGUCCGAACACAGAUCCAUUGAAUUUCUUUCCCAUUGUCAGUGGCAAUGAAAUCACAUAACAGUGGACAAUGAGCUAUUCAUAAUAUUAAACAAUGACCGGAAAAAAAGAAACAUGCCAGCUUAUUCAUCGUAAAUGAAUGACGAAAGCAAAGAAGUACGAUAAAUCGAAGUUGAUAUACUGAAGAAGAAGAAAAAAAAUAACGAGAAAAAAACAUGGAGGGAUUCGAGAAAGACGAAAAAUUCGCGAAAACUAAGGUUUUAUUAUAAAAUCAAAAACACCCCGCUAAUAGCUUCCUACAAUUUGCAUCUUUAUCGGCGCUGCAAUAUGCGACGCAAUACUGCAUCAUUGUCACCCUUCAAACAAGCUGUGUGUGUGUGUGUGUGUGCGCGCGCGUGAGAAAACGAAAGAAACGUUUGUAAUGAGACGAAAACUUGGAAGGGGCGUGAUAGAAAUGAAAAUCAUAACGAACAAGACGUUACAUUUAUAGCUAAAAGUCAGUUGAACAGGAUAUCCCUCAAGUUGUUGAAAGUGGAGAAUUAGAACGUGGUUGAUGCGCAUUUGCAUUGCAUACUCUGAUUGCAUAAAUAGCUUCUUACUACCGAUGAACUGUCCUUUUUCUUUAUUCUCUUCGUUAAUGUGAGUUAAUGUGAGUGUCCUUAUUGCGUGCUAUUAUCCUCGGGCGUGAAUAUACACACGAGUGUGUGUAUAGUAACGUCAUGCUGGUUGCGUUACCGCAUGACGCUCUAAACCGGAAUGUGAAGGCUUCGUGACAGUUGUUUGAAGCAAGAAUAGUGUUAAUCCUUGCCUAAAUUGCUAACAUUACAAUUUCCUAUCUGCUGCACCAGGUGCGCUUUCGCAAUUUAUCUUCAACCGUUUGCACCUAUUUAUGACAUUGUGUGGCAUGCGUGCGAGCGGAGUCGUUUGCUCUAUUCUAUGCUUGAAAAUGGACUAUUUUUCUUAUGUUACAAAUAAUGAUUUGUUUAUUUAGUUUUUCGUACAUGUCGCAAAUGAUUUCUUUUUUAAUUUAAAACUGAAGGAACCCUACCUAUCUUUCCCUACCUGAACGCUUUUCGAGUCGGUUUAAAUGUAUGAUAUGGAAUUUAUCCGAUGAAAGCAUAAAACCCGAAUAAGUGGCAGGAUUACAAAUUGAAGGGGGUCCUCUGUCGCAUGAAGUGUAGAUACACACAAGGGCCGCAACAUUUACACGCAAAACGAUUACGUUUGAUUUUCCUUCCCCGGGGAAAGCAAAAAACAAUACACAGCGCUUGGGUGUUGUAUAAUCUUUCCAUAGUGCUUUUCUUAUGAACCCUUCAGUAUGUAGGAUAUUUACAAAUGAAAUUAAAUCCGUAAUAGAUGAAACUAACGCAUUUUGUGAACGUGUGAGUGUGUGUUGUUUAUUACUCGGGGGGGGUGAUGGCAUUAAAAAGGUUCGUGGACGAGCUGCCCGACCAAACCAUAGUGGGGAAAGAGACCACCGAUGAUGGUAGCGCAGUACAUCCAAUUAUGCAUCGAGAAAUGUAUUUUGUGCAGCGUUUGUGUGUGUGUGUGUGCAAUGAAAAUAAGAGAUCCACAAUGACUGCUUUUUUGUAAGUGAGCGCGCAUAUAAAUGUAUAUCCUUGUAGUUCACACGUUCCUUGUGCUUAUUUUUUUCCUAUUAAAACUUGUAUGCAGCUGUGUGUGUGCGUGUGUGGGGGACACGGAUAAUGCCACGAGAAAAAGCGAAACGUAUUUCGAUCUACAAACUGAUCGGAGUGAACAAAAGCAUCCCGUAAAAAUACAUCGGCCAGAACAUAUUUAUUAUAACUUCUAGCGUUACUGCAUACAUGGCUGCUUAUCGUAAAGAGAAAUGCUUUGAAUCGAUUGAGUGUGUAAUUGUGGGGGGGGGGGGGG